AUGGCAACACCGCCACAACAGGUUCAGUCACAACAGGUUCAACCUCAGCUCCAGUCUCAUGCUCAUUCUCAAUCUCUAUCCCAACCGCAACCCCAGUCUCAACGGUUUGCACAAUUCAAACUAGUCUUGCUAGGAGAAAGUGCCGUUGGAAAAUCGUCGAUUGUUCACAGAUUUGUCAAAAACACUUUUGAUGACAUGAGAGAAUCCACCAUCGGAGCAGCAUUUUUGACGCAAUCAAUCACAAUACCAGAGUCAGACGUCACGGUCAAGUUUGAUAUAUGGGAUACUGCAGGACAGGAACGCUAUAAAUCGCUAGCACCAAUGUAUUACAGAAACGCCAAUGCCGCCUUGUGUGUCUAUGACAUCACAAGCAGCAGCUCUUUCAAAAAGGCUCAGGACUGGAUCAACGAGUUGAAGAAACAAGCCCCCGACAGCAUCGUGGUGACAUUGGUCGGCAACAAAUUGGAUCUCAAAGACCAAAGAGAAGUUCAGCAGGAACAAGUACAGGAGUACGUUAACGAAAUGCACGCUCAAGGCUUGAAACUUCUUACUUCGGAAUGCUCGGCGAAAAAUGGCGAGGGAGUAAUAGAAAUCUUUGACAAGAUAGCUAGGGCUUUACCAGUGGAGGAAGUCAUCGAAGCUAAUGCAAAGAGAUCGAGACAAGGCGGUGCUGCCGGUGGCAGAAGAGCCGCGGGUGUCGAUUUAAACAGGCCUAGGCGCCAACAGGCGCAAAGCAACUCUUGCUGCUAG
This is a messenger RNA of Lodderomyces beijingensis, 750 nucleotides long. The record is from the annotation of a GenBank genome assembly. Lineage: Eukaryota; Fungi; Ascomycota; Pichiomycetes; Serinales; Debaryomycetaceae.